This is a messenger RNA of Lactuca sativa (garden lettuce), 1191 nucleotides long. RefSeq lists its product as uncharacterized. NCBI's taxonomy places the organism in Eukaryota, Viridiplantae, Streptophyta, Magnoliopsida, Asterales, Asteraceae. The record is from RefSeq and is a predicted model, not a curated record.
AUGUCAUCAUCUUCAUCAUCCGAUUCGACGGCAGUAGAGGAGGCUAAGCUUAUCGGUACCGUCAUGGCAAAAACGGUUGCAUACUAUCAAAACCGACUUGGUGAAACAUCACGUUCACGACCUAACCUAAGAAAGUCGCCGUUACGUAGAAAUCACGAAGCCGGACACGAUCGUCUUAUAGAAGAUUAUUUUGCAGAUGACACCGUCUACGCUGGGAAAAAAGGUUUCUCUCCCAUUCAAAAAUGCACAGCUUCAAUUCGUCAGCUAGCAUACGGCAUGGGCGCAGACAAAUGGAACGAGUAUUUUAGGAUGUUAGAGCAUACCGUGAGGGACUCUGUGUACACGUUCUGCAAAGUGAUCUGUUUGGUUUACGGGCGACAAUAUCUGCACAAACCAACUAUCAGCGAUAUCCACCAAUUGUAUACGGUGCAUGAAGGCAAACAUGGAUUCCCUGGAAUGCUAGGUAGUAUCGAUUGCAUGCAUUGGAGUUGGUCAUUAUGCCCCAAUGCAUGGCGUGGUCAGUACAUGAGAGCUGUUGCAAACAAUGACAUCAACGUGCUAGACCAGUCGCCUGUAUUCAACGAUAUCUACCUUGGAAAGUCACACAAUGUACCUUUUCAAGCAAAUGGGGUAGCAUAUAAAUGUGGAUACUAUCUUACUGACGGUAUAUAUCCACCCUUGUCUGUUUUUGUGAAAUCGUUUACAUGUCCUAACGACCCGAAAAGGGAAAAGUUUAAAGAGGCGCAAGAGUCAGCUAGGAAGGAUGUGGAGCGAGCAUUUGGUGUACUUAAGAGAUGUUGGCAUGUACUAACGGUCGGGGCAAGGUCAUAUGAGGUGAAAAGGUUACAACACAUAAUGUAUGCAUGUAUCAUAUUGCAUAAUAUGAUUCUUGAAGACGAAGGAAGAGCAAUAUGCCGAUACAACGAAAAUGAAGUUUUGCCAAAUGUCGAAGGAGUAGUCGUUUUUACACAAGAGUAUAGGGUGAAUAGAAGAGAAGUACACAAUCGCGAUAUUCAUCAGGCCCUUCACGCUGAUUUGGUGGAGCACAUUUAUAGGGCUCAUAUUCAGCCCUCGCACGAGUUAUCUCACGAUGAUUUGUUUGACGAAUCAGACGAGGAUUCUAAUAUGUUCGUCGAGAGUGAAGAUGCCGACUACGAGAGUGACGCUGGGGAGAAUGAUGCAGAUGAUUAA